GGGAGGAGGGAGGAGGGAGGAGGGAGAGAGAGAAAGAGAGAGAGAUACUGAGGGAGAGAUUUUGGGAGUUAAAAGGGGGGCGAAGAAGCUUCCUAUUGUUUUGGAGAUACAGAGCCACGGCCAUGGCAGACUCCAACGACACCGUUUCUCUCGACAUGGAGAAGAUCUAUCUCGGUGGAAAGGAACAUCAUGUACAAACAGGCCGUGGUUCUAUCUCUGUUAUCGUCUAUGGAGACCAAGAGAAGCCAGCACUGGUUACUUAUCCUGAUCUUGCCCUAAAUCAUGUGUCUUGUUUCCAAGGAUUAUUCUUCUGUCCGGAAGCAGCAUCAUUGUUGCUCCAUAACUUCUGCAUUUACCAUAUUAGCCCGCCUGGGCAUGAGUUGGGAGCCGGUCAGGUUUGUCCCGAUGAUCCUGUACCUUCUGUUGAUGACUUAGCAGAUCAGAUCCUUGAGGUUCUCAAUUUCUUUGGGCUUGGUGCAGUUAUGUGCAUGGGAGUGACAGCGGGUGCUUACAUCCUUACCUUAUUUGCUAUGAAGUAUAGAGAACGGGUUCUUGGUCUAAUACUUGUAUCCCCUCUAUGCAAAGCACCCUCUUGGACUGAAUGGGUUUAUAACAAGGUGAUGUCAAAUUUAUUAUAUUUCUAUGGUAUGUGCGGAUUGCUUAAAGAAUUUUUGCUUCAGCGGUACUUCAGCAAGGAAGUUCGAGGUAAUUCUGAAGUUCCAGAGUCAGAUAUUGUGCAAGCAUGCAGAAAAUUGCUGGAAGAGAGGCAGAGCGUAAACGUUAUGCGGUUUCUGCAGGCAAUCAAUAGGAGACCUGACAUUUCCAGCGGGUUGAAGAGCUUAAGAUGUCGCACGCUAAUAUUUGUGGGGGAUCACUCUCCUUUUCAUUCUGAGGCUAUUUAUAUGACCUCAAAGUUGGACAGAAGAUAUAGUGCCCUAGUUGAGGUCCAGGCUUGUGGAUCAAUGGUGACAGAGGAGCAGCCACAUGCAAUGUUGAUACCAAUGGAGUACUUCUUCAUGGGUUAUGGGUUAUACAGACCAUGCCAGUUCAGUGAUAGCCCAAGGAGCCCACUCAGCCCCUCUUGCAUCUCCCCGGAGCUUCUCUCGCCGGAAAGCAUGGGAUUGAAGCUAAAACCAAUAAAGACUCGAAUCUCGCUAGAAGUUUGAAUUUGUCUUUUGUGAAAUUUUGUUCAUCUUCUUGUUUUUUUGUUCCUUGAAUUGGUUAAAAUGUAGAAGGAAGAUGGGGAGGGGUUUGUAGAUAUAUAUAAUAGGGAGAUGACUUGCAUUCAUUCUUUUGUAGACAGUCAUAAAAGAGAGUCAUCUGAGCUCCUUGUGUAAAUUCUAAAGAGGACUGAGAUUUAUUUGUGGUUAUCAACAACAAAUAACAGAUUUGAACUCUCCAUUUAUUCAAAAUU
Carica papaya (papaya) is the source of this 1414-nucleotide messenger RNA. RefSeq names its product protein NDL1-like. Lineage: Eukaryota; Viridiplantae; Streptophyta; Magnoliopsida; Brassicales; Caricaceae. The record is from RefSeq and is a predicted model, not a curated record.